CCUAUUGGAUGGAACCGAGUGAAAGAGAAGAAAAGAUCUCUCGAUUACCUUCCGGGGCCACGGAGACGUUUCGGGGAAGCGCGAUCUCCCAGAAGCCACCGGGCGCCCCGACGGCCAUCUUGGAUCCGCGAGGGAUGCGCGCGAGUUUUGAAAUUUGGCGCGUCUGAGCUCGUUCGAGCCCGCGUCGGCGAGUUGGCGGCCAAUCGUGACGCGGAAAGCGGCCCUCUCCUACCGAAAGAUGCGCUGGAGGAACAGGAACUCCAGAAAACGGAAAUACAGCUACGCAUUUGACGACCCCAGGAAGGAAGGUUCUCCUGAGGGGGGGAACCGGAAGUGGCGCGACCGGAAGGACGCGCGGGGUAUUUGGUGGCCUGCGCAGAGGUGGCGUCGCCUGGCGGGACUCCCUAGGCAGAAACAGGGACUCACCGGCGAAUAUGAGAGAUUCGUCUCCGGAAAUUCGCUGGCUCGCGCGGGGCGGCCAUCUUGGAAGCGGCUUUACCCCGACUUAGUUAAUUAACCGACCAUGGAUCCCGCCGUCGGCGAGGCGACCGCUGAAUGAUGGACUUUCGGGAUCGUCCGGUGUAUAGUAAUGGAAUUUACAAACGCCACGGGAUCCCCCGACUAUUUCGACUAUGCGGUAACCUCCAGUGUAAACGGCUCCGCGUACGGCGGCCAUAUUGGAUCCGAGUUGAACCUGCCGUACGCCGUUUGCGAGAUCCUGGUGGCUAUUUGUGCUGUUUUCGGCAACGGCCUCGUCAUCCUUGUAUUCAGCAAGGAGCGGAAAUUAAGGAGGAGGACUAAUUACUACAUCAUAUCCCUGGCAGCUGCCGACCUACUCGUAGGCCUCUUCGCCAUCCCGUUCGCCAUCUUGGCGAGCAUCGGCUUGCCCACCAACCUUCAUGCCUGUCUUUUCACCGUCUCGGUGUUGGUCGUCUUGUGCACAAUCAGCAUCUUCUGCCUCGUGGCGGUAUCCGUUGAUCGCUAUUGGGCCAUUCUCUACCCCAUGGGAUAUUCUCGCACCGUGCGCACCAAAACCGCCAUCGGGAUUAUCUGUGCUUGCUGGGUCGCCGGCACUCUGGUUGGAUUUCUGCCGUUGCUCGGAUGGAAUGCUGGAAAAAAGUCCGACGAGAAGUGCAUCUUCACCGAGGUGAUGGAUUACGAUUACCUGGUCUUCCUCUACUUUGCGACCAUAAUCUUUCCCGCGCUGCUGAUCGCCGCCUUUUAUGCGCACAUUUACAGGGUGGUCGUGAAGCAGUUGCAGCAAAUCGUGACGAUGAAUCCGGGUCGACGUACCGAUGGCCAGGCGACGGGGACGAUGUUGCGACUCCUGGGUGCAGCUCAGAAGCGCGAGGUCAAGGCUACGCAGAAUCUCUCCAGGAUCGUCAUCUUCUUCAUCAUCUGCUGGUUCCCGCUCUACACGAUAAACUGCGUGAUGGCCUUCUGUCCGGACUGCGAGGUGAACGAUGUGUUCCUGAAUUUCUGCAUAAUACUCUCGCACCUGAACUCGGUGGGCAACCCGUUGCUCUACGCGUACCACCUGAAGGACUUCAGGGCAGCCCUGAAGAGCUUCAUGCAUAAGAUGCUGUUCCCAAGUGCCGAGACCAAGGCGAACCCGGGCAACAUGGUUCCGGAGCGAACUUCCAUGGUGUCCCAUCACAACGUGCACCAAACAGGGGACGCGACAUCCUUAGCUCAAAAAAAUCAGAAGAUAAUUAUGCAGAGAGCCGAGGACAAGAAAAUACCGACGGCCGCGAGAUCUUCAUAUCGGCUCGACUCCUUGGCCAGGACUCCGGGUUCGUCCCCGAGCGUCGGAAACGACGCGGAUCGGAUGUCGAGUGAUAACAGCGAAUCCCAGCCGAUGGAAGCUGAUGCCGAUUCCCCGAUGAAGGCGUCCAUUCCUUCGAGUUGUACCUCCCCUAAUCGUGGGACUCUCUCGAAGACGACCUCCUCGAUGGAGCUGCAGAUCUACCGGCCCUUCGCCAGGUUCUUCUACUCCGAUCCCAGGGUGGAGGAGGUGCUGCCCGAGUCCGUCUUCGUGAUCGAGGCGGACAUCAACCAAAUCGUCUCGUCGAGGGAGAGAUUAACGGACGAGAAACACGAAGGGGCAAACUCGAAUUGACCUCGAUGGAGGGAUCAACGUUGUUAUCUUCGUUAAGGGAUUCCCCGAUUUCACUUCUUCAUUCGGACGAAAUCUUUUCAUUCCGGGAUAGGCGUCGACCCCAGGGGGUCGGGGACAAUGGCUCCUCGUAAUUGUUUAGAGAUGCGUUAUCUUAAGACUCGGAUCCCUGAGAUUAGGUACUUUUACCUAUAAUUUAAAAACAAAAGUGUACAAUAUACGCGCUAGUCGUGAGACGAAGAGGUGACCCUCUCGGAAUUGGAUGCCCAUAUUAUUUUAUAAUACUUUCCGAAGGUUGGUUUAGAUCUCAAGAGACUCGUCUCGUCGUCUCUCUCUUUUUUUUCUGCGGAGAAUCCACUACUUGAGUACCUAAUACGCGUAAAUGCACUUUUUAUCUCUCCGUUAAGACUGCGAACUCUUCCUUACUCCGUGAUUUUUAACGGUCCCCGGGUGCAAGAGUUUAUGGUUUAUGUCGCUGUAGAAAUUUGCGUAGUUAUGGGAGGAUAUGGAAUAAGAGCAGAAGAUUCGGUGUAAUUAAUUAAUCGACAAAGAUUAAUCGUCCAUGUGAAACUCGGUUUCUUCCGCAAGGACGAUAAUUGUAACCGCGAACUCGGGUGACAGUUUCCUUGGCACGUGGGGGAAUUUUAGGACUUUAUCGAUCCCGUUGAUCCCUUAUGUAUUGAUCCUGUCCGUAAGACUGUUAUACGUAUAGAGAAGGAUCGAUCGAGGUGAUUAGCACGAGCGUGAAAAUCAAAUAUACUUUAUAAGAAGGUUUUACGAUCCAUUGACGACCGGUUAGUCCGCUCGAUUGGAAAUAAGGAUACGUGUACAUUCAAGAAUAUGUGUUCGCUGUAAAAUUCUCUUGGGUCGAUAGUAAAUUUGCUAAGUCGCCAUCUUGGUUGUUGGGUAUACGUCGUUGAUCUCAUUGAGUCCAUUUAACUCAAAAAAAAAAAAGUAGCCGAGUAGAGGGAAAUAGAUUCGAAAUAUGUCAACGUUACCUUGAUGACAAUGUCCCUACAACUGAAUACGAGAAACCAUUCAAAGGACUUCUGGAAGGAAAACAAGACAUGCUAUCAUUUGGGGUGGGAAGGAGGAAGUAAGGCAAGGUCUAAUUAAGAUAA
Orussus abietinus is the source of this 3237-nucleotide messenger RNA. RefSeq names its product adenosine receptor A2b. The transcript is spliced from 3 exons. The record is from RefSeq and is a predicted model, not a curated record. Gene Ontology annotation, cellular component: membrane. Bases 590 to 2119 code for a protein of 509 amino acids. Lineage: Eukaryota; Metazoa; Arthropoda; Insecta; Hymenoptera; Orussidae. Gene Ontology annotation, molecular function: G protein-coupled adenosine receptor activity. Gene Ontology annotation, biological process: G protein-coupled adenosine receptor signaling pathway; adenylate cyclase-activating G protein-coupled receptor signaling pathway.